AUGACUCUCAAACCCACUUCUCCCCUUCUCCUCCUCGUAGCCACCGUCGUCCUCCUCUCUGCCGCCUCAGCCGCCUCCACUUCCGCCCCCUUCAACAUCACAAGGCUCCUCGGCCAUUUCCCUGAAUUCGGCGCCUUCAACGACCUCCUCACCCGAACAAAACUCUCCGAAAUCAUCAACCACCGCCAGACCAUAACCGUCCUCGCUCUCAACAACGACGCCAUCUCAACUUCCCUCGCCGGAAAACCCCUCGACGUCAUCAAAGACAUUCUUAGCGUCCACAUUGUCCUCGACUUCUUCGGCCUCCCUAAGCUCCGCUACAUCGUCAAGGACCACCGGAGCGGCUCCGUCUUCGCCACGCUCUUCCAGGCCACCGGCAAGGCAAAAGACUGCCAGGGAUUCGUCAACGUCUCCGUCUCCGACAACGGCCAGAAUAUCGCCUUCGGCUCGGCCGUUGAGGGCUCCCCGCUCGUUGCGAAGGUCGUUGGCUCCGUCGCGGUUCGGCCGCACAACAUUUCCGUCCUUCAUGUGAGCUCGCCGAUUGUCCCGCACGGGGUCGACCCGAACCCUAGUCCUCCAUCGCCGCCUGCGCCGGCGGAGGAUCCGGGACCGGUGUCAGAUGACGAGGAGGCUGAUGGGCCGGCGGAUGAUUCUCCGGAGGCUGAUGCCCUGGAGGCUGAUGUGAAGGCACCGAGUGAUGCUCCGGUGAGCUAUUCUCCGGAUCCGGAAGUUCCCGAUGCCGGUGUAGCGGUGGAAAUUCCGGAAUCUGAGAAGUCUGGUUCUGGGAGCGCUCUGGUGGGCUCUGUCGUUGGUGUUGGAGUGAUCAUCGGUUUAUUCUCGCUUUUUUGA
Molecule: messenger RNA, 849 nt
Organism: Morus notabilis
Lineage: Eukaryota; Viridiplantae; Streptophyta; Magnoliopsida; Rosales; Moraceae
Product: fasciclin-like arabinogalactan protein 14
Exons: 1
Coding region: 1-849 (282 amino acids)
Cellular component (GO): plasma membrane
Source: RefSeq, a predicted model, not a curated record